UUCUGCGCUCCGUACGACGCCUGUUAGUCAAUGACGCUUCUGUUUGGCCCAAAAAGCUCAAUGAGCUGACCUUAGGGGUACUUACCAUAUGUGGUGCCUGAGUCAUCGGCGUUAAUUUGGUUACAUAAAUCCCACUGUUUUAUUUUUCUCCUACACCCGGUCAGGUCGCACCGUGCCCAUGCAUAUGAUGGCCAGGCCCUACUCGAUUGACAGCUGUGGUGGUUUUCUAUUGGGCAUAGUUAUCAUUAUCCUCGUACUUUGGGCCAUCGUUGCAGACGACGUGCGAAACCGGGUUAGUUUCUGGACGAGGUCUAGCUCCAAGUUCCCUGAUUUCAGUCAUUAUGAAAAUUUCACACAUACGCUAUCUAAUGAACAGUUCCCUACUUACGAUAAGGAUAGGAGAAUAAUUGUGAUAGGCGACCUACAUGGCAUGAAUGCGUCUUUAACCACUCUGCUUAAUCGAAUAUCCUAUGACGCACGGAGGGAUAUUUUGAUACACCUCGGCGACCUCGCUACUAAGGCACCCGUGGAAGACUCGCUAGCAGUUUUAUCGUUUAUGGAGAGCAACAAGAUUUUGGGCGUUCGCGGAAAUAAUGACCAGGAAGUCCUGGAGUGGCGCGCUUGGAUGGACUGGAUUGUAUCUCAGCCUGGAGGCAGAAAGUGGCUGAGACACGUUGACAAGCAUUGGUCUGAUUAUGAACCUGCAUCUGAGAAGGGCGACAUAUCUGCGUUCAACCCAUGGCGUCCGUUGAUGAAGAAACCUGACUGGGGAGACAAGGUCCCUAAAGGUUGGAGGCCUCUAGGGGACCAUUACCAGGUUGCGCGAGCAAUGUCCCGCUCACAGUACGAAUACUUGCGAUCUCUCCCUCUCGUUCUUUACGCGCCGGCAGGCCAUGUGUUCUUCGUCCAUGCUGGUUUGCUCGCAGCCGACCCACGCCGGAGAUCUACGCAUCAUAAGCAACCGUUGUCGCACUGGCCAUCCAUACAGCAGCGCAAGCAUGACAUCCCUGCUAUACGGAAGGCACAGGAGCUCGCGUUGCUCUCAGAGAUACCGCAGAACCAAGAUCCAUGGACUGUACAGAACAUAAGGAGCGUGCUCAAAAACGGUAAGCUCACGCCCAGCAGCCACAAGGGGACCCCAUUCUCCGACCUCUGGAAUGAAAUCAUGGGCAGAUGCUCUGGUUUCCAUGAUUCCAAUGCUCAAUUUGAUUCCGUUACACGGCUCACCGGCUACCAGGAGAGUCAACUCGUUCAUCUCCCUUGUUAUCCGUCGACUGUCGUGUAUGGCCAUGCAGCAGGCCGUGGUCUGGAUGUCAAGAGGUGGUCCGUCGGCUUGGAUACUGGCUGCAGUUACGGCCGAAGACUUACAGCGCUGGUGCUUGGUGCAAGGUCUUUCUCCUCAGGGGUUCCAGAUGAUCACAGCCUCGACUUCCUCCCCGAAGAAACCAAUCGGCUGGAUGCAGGGCCUUUUUUCACAGGGGCUGGAGAGUAUCAUGAGUUCGACUCUUUGUCCGACGCAACCAAUCAUCGAAUAAAGUUUGACCACGCGGGAGAAGCCCGCAUAUUCAGUGUCAAGUGUCACUGACGCCCUGACACGCCUCAUUCUCAUCGCUAUUGUUCCUCUCAUAUCCGUCGGGUGCCUAUGCGCAGUGUCUUCCACUCUUACUGGCAUUUUCUCAUCGGCUGCAUAUCCUGUACUUCGGCAUUUCAGGCAUCAUAAAACCCACACUAGUAGCAAUAUCAAUCGCAAAAGUAUUUCUCUCUCUUUCACGGCCAUGCGCAGCAUGCAACUUGACUGGACAGACAAACUUGCAUCGCAGGCAAUGAAAAUCCUGUAUGGGGAAUGG
This is a messenger RNA of Suillus clintonianus, 1847 nucleotides long. Its product is annotated as Metallo-dependent phosphatase-like protein. Lineage: Eukaryota; Fungi; Basidiomycota; Agaricomycetes; Boletales; Suillaceae. The record is from RefSeq and is a predicted model, not a curated record. Gene Ontology annotation, biological process: polyphosphate catabolic process. Gene Ontology annotation, cellular component: cytoplasm. The coding region runs from base 179 to 1585 and encodes 468 amino acids. Gene Ontology annotation, molecular function: phosphatase activity; endopolyphosphatase activity. The transcript has 6 exons.